AUGUGGACGUCCACAUGCGGCCUGAGUGGUCGGCCGCUCCGGUUGUUUAUCACCUUUACCGCCGUCGUGGGUUUCUCGCUCUUCGGAUACAACCAGGGUAUGAUGGCUGGUCUACUCAACGGAAAGGAGUUCGUGCGCUCUUUCCCCAUUCUCGCCAUGCCCGCAGAGCCUACCGCUUCGGAAAAACACUACAUCGAUGUCAUUCGCGGCGCUGUCACCUCCUGCUACGAGCUUGGAUGCUUCUUCGGCGCGAUGUUCUCCAUGUUCUUCGGUGACAGACUGGGCCGUACUCGCCUCAUCGCCAUGGGUGCCAGCACCCUCAUCGUCGGCGCCCUCCUUACAACCGUCUGCUUCACCGGUAGCUGGGAGGUCGGUCAGUUCGUCAUCGGCCGUGUUGUAUCAGGUAUUGGAAAUGGUAUGAACACAGCCACUAUCCCGGUCUGGCAAUCAGAGUGCUCCGGUGCCCACAACCGAGGCUUCUUGGUCUGCUUCGAGGGCGCCAUGAUUGCUGGCGGUACUUUCAUUGCUUACUGGGCUGUCUUCGGUCUCUCCCACGCCGCCGGCAGUGUCCAGUGGCGAUUCCCUGUGGCGCUCCAGAUCUUCUUUGCUCUGAUCGUCGCCAUUGGUGCCUUGCUUCUCCCCGAUUCGCCAUCUUGGUUUGUGAAGAGAGGAUUGGAUAAGGAGGCUUGUGAAGUCCUUGGAAAGCUCAAGGGUGCUUCUCCCGACUCUGACCAAGUCCUGUACGACUUCAACUUCCUGAAGACCGAUGUUGAAUCUUCAAAGAACACCCAGUCAAGCUGGAAGACCGUCUUCACUCGCGGCAAGACCCAAGAGUUCCAGCGCAUGCUUAUCGGUUGUUCCGGUCAGUUCUUCCAGCAAUUCACUGGCUGUAACGCGGCUAUCUACUACUCAACCCUCCUCUUCGAGGAGAACUUGCACCUGCCAAACUACCUGUCUCUGAUUAUGGGUGGAGUGUUCGCCACCGUUUACGCUAUCGCCACCAUCCCGUCCUUCUUCAUGAUUGAGAAGGUUGGUCGUCGCAACCUGUACUUGAUCGGUUUCCUCGGUCAGGGUCUGAGCUUUGUCAUCACAUUCGCUUGUUUGAUCGAUCAGAACGAGAACAACGCCAAGGGUGCUGCUGUUGGAAUUUUCCUCUUCAUCGUCUUCUUCGCAUUUACUCUGUUGCCUUUGCCCUGGAUUUACCCCCCGGAGAUCAACCCUCUCCGCACCCGUACCGUUGGUGCCGCGGCCUCGACUUGUACAAACUGGAUUUGCAACUUCGCCGUUGUCAUGUUCACUCCUCUCUUCGCUGGACAGAGUCCUUGGGGUGUCUACCUCUUCUUCGCGCUGUUCAACUUCCUCGGUCUCAUCUUCGGAUUCUUCUUCUACGUUGAAACUGCCGGCCGUGAGCUUGAGGAAGUCGACAUCAUCUACGCCAAGGCUCACGUCGAGGGCAAGAUGCCAUGGCGGGUCGCCAACGCCCUGCCCAAGCUCACCUUUGAGCAGAUCACUGAGUACUCUCGUGACCUGGGCCUGGACACCAACGACCACAGCACCGUUGAGAAGAACGAGCUUGGUCUCAGCAGUGACAGUGGUCACGAGAUCGAGGAAGUCCGUGAGAAAUGA
This is a messenger RNA of Penicillium brevicompactum, 1626 nucleotides long. RefSeq names its product glucose-inactivated glycerol proton symporter STL1 (gene mfsA). Gene Ontology annotation, molecular function: carbohydrate:proton symporter activity. Bases 1 to 1626 code for a protein of 541 amino acids. Gene Ontology annotation, biological process: transmembrane transport; carbohydrate transport. The record is from RefSeq and is a predicted model, not a curated record. The transcript has a single exon. Lineage: Eukaryota; Fungi; Ascomycota; Eurotiomycetes; Eurotiales; Aspergillaceae. Gene Ontology annotation, cellular component: membrane.